This is a messenger RNA of Emiliania huxleyi CCMP1516, 237 nucleotides long. RefSeq lists its product as hypothetical. NCBI's taxonomy places the organism in Eukaryota, Haptophyta, Isochrysidales, Noelaerhabdaceae. The transcript has 2 exons. Bases 1 to 237 code for a protein of 78 amino acids. The record is from RefSeq and is a predicted model, not a curated record.
AUGGUGCUUCCACUGGUUGCACCACGCCCUGUCUGCACCGUGCCGAUGAGCCGCGCUGCCCUGGCGCCAGUCUACGCGAUGGAGCGGCAGCUCGCGAGGACGCACCGCGGCGACAACCUCAUCUUUCACAAGGCCUGCUUUCGGUGCGAGGACUGCGGCACGCUGCUGCGGCCAGACAGCUGGGAGGUGCACGGGGACGCGGCGGCGCUCGAUGCUGGACGCGGCGCCCUGUUGUGA